This is a messenger RNA of Auanema sp. JU1783, 963 nucleotides long. NCBI's taxonomy places the organism in Eukaryota, Metazoa, Nematoda, Chromadorea, Rhabditida, Rhabditidae. The record is from the annotation of a GenBank genome assembly.
AUGUCCCGGGCUGAUUCAGGACGGCUGAUUCACCUGUCAAAACAGAGAGAACGGGCGAAGGAAGACAUUGAACAGCAGAAGAAAAAAAUAGAAGAAGAAGCCAUAAAAGGCGCUGCUGGUAUUUCAUCGAAAUUCACGGCAAACUAUGAUGCUAUCGAAGAUGCAUUGAAGAAUAAGACUGUUGGAUUGGUAACAUUGGAUGAAAUGAAGGAACAGCAAAAAGAUGCCAUUGCAACAAGAGAAAUCUCAAUAGUCCGUGGUACGCUCCUCAAGAAAAAGGAAGCAACUUCCUCUUCACCCGAUAAAAGAUUUACGCAGAAAAGAGUUCUUUCUUUCGCCGAUGAUGAUGAAGAGGAGGAAGAGGAAGAAGAACCUGUAAUAAAACCUAAAAAGAGGUUAGGGAUGAACCCUAACAUCGACACUAGUUUCCUUCCUGAUAGAGACCGAGAAUUAGAAUUAGCAAAGAAGAAGGAUGAGUUAGCUGCUGAAUGGAGAGCCCAACAAGAAAAGGAGAAAAACGAAGAAAUAAAUGUUGCUUAUGCUUAUUGGGACGGAUCUAGUCAUAGAAAAACUAUGAGAAUGAAAAAAGGAAAUACGAUUUCUCAAUUUUUAGGUAAAGCGAUUGAUGCACUUAAAAAGGAAUUCACUGAGUUGAAGACCUGUAUCCCAGAAAGCUUGAUGUUUGUUAAGGAAGAUUUGAUCAUUCCACACUUCUACACUUUUCAAGAUUUCAUUGUCACCAAAGCAAUGGGUAAGACAGGUCCUUUGUAUGAGUUUGAUGCUGUUGGAGAAGUCAGAGUUCGACAAGACGCUGCUCUCGAUUACGGAGAAUCACAUCCAGCAAAAGUAGUGAUGCGAAGUUGGUAUGAAAAGAACAAGCAUAUCUAUCCUGCAUCCCGGUGGGAACCAUUCGUUCCCAACAAGAAAUACGGUAAAACAAUUGAUGAUCUGACUACUAUCUGA